AUGUUUCCACACAUCCAGUCAUGCAGACGCAAAAGCGUCUUCUCAACCUUCCUCCUCCUCUUCUUCCUCCUAGCCCUCCUAGUCGACUGCACCCUCGCGACACCAUCUCCGACCACAGAGCAAGCUCUUGACAAACAAGCGAGAGAUACAACGAUCCUAGAGGACCUCUCAUACCUCGCCAUUGCAGCCGACACAUCCUGCGAGGGGUCCGAGGGCCAGUACAACUGUCUCUCGGACAGAUUCCAAUACUGCCUCAACGGGACGUGGAGCGACGUUACCGCGUGCACCGAGAACAGCGAAAAGGCUGCCGAGUCAUCGUCUCUCUGCACGCCUAUCGGGAGGACGGAUACCAUUGAUUUCAACGGAGAGUGUGAAAUCAGCGCCGCUUGGGGAUGGGGGAACGGUGGCGGUGGUUGGGGCGGCGGUAGGGGGUAUUACGGUGCUGGAGAGAGGGUUGAGGUGUCAAAGUGGGUUUGGUCUUUUGUUGGUAUGGUAUUCGUCCUGGGUGCGUGGUGA
Molecule: messenger RNA, 516 nt
Organism: Colletotrichum abscissum
Lineage: Eukaryota; Fungi; Ascomycota; Sordariomycetes; Glomerellales; Glomerellaceae
Exons: 1
Coding region: 1-516 (171 amino acids)
Source: RefSeq, a predicted model, not a curated record